Molecule: messenger RNA, 327 nt
Organism: Colletotrichum destructivum
Lineage: Eukaryota; Fungi; Ascomycota; Sordariomycetes; Glomerellales; Glomerellaceae
Product: Putative acetoacetate decarboxylase domain superfamily
Exons: 1
Coding region: 1-327 (108 amino acids)
Source: RefSeq, a predicted model, not a curated record
AUGCCAUGCUACGGCGCUAAGGCAGCGCAAUGCGAGGUUUAUCAACAUAAGCUUCCGGAUCUCCUCGAAGAAGAGCCAGGAUCUAGGGCUGGAGUUGUUAUUGGGGAGACAAACGUGCUUACGUAUUAUCACGUACCCGCCAUCAGUAAGCCCGGAAAGAUCAAUGCCGAAUAUACCGGUCUCGUAUCGCAUUCAGACGAAGGCAGGGCGCAAACGGGCCGAAAGCUCGAUUACCUGGCGCGAUCGAGUGACAUAUACGUCAACUGCGGUGCGAUGGACUGGGAGAGGUUGCCUACACUCCACCACAUUGCUGCUCGACUGGCUUAG